AUGUCUUCCCUCAAUCUAUCCCAGAACGGGCCUUCGAUCACCGCCAGCUAUCAAAAGGUCGUCAACUCAUCACCGUCAGGUCCGGCGUCUGCCUCAUCCUCCUAUGGUAUUUGGGCACUCUACUCCGUCAAAGCCCCACUCGCCAAUGCCUUUCAGGCCGAUGCAGGGAAAGAGAGUGUGCUAUCGGUACAGACAACAGGUGAAGGAGAGUUGGCGGAUUUGAUCGAGGAAUUCUCCGAUGGCCGAAUCCAAUUUGCCUUUGUGAAGGUCAAGGAUCCCAACACUACACUACCCAAAAGCGCCCUCAUUGCAUGGUGUGGCGAAGGUGUACCAGAGCGAACAAAGGGAUACUUCACUAGCCAUCUCAAUGCUGUCACGAAAGUGCUUCAUGGAUAUCAUGUACAAGUCACCGCUCGCUCAGAUCGCGACCUGAGCCCAGAAGUGAUUGUGCAAAAAGUGGCUGACGCCUCUGGUGCCAAAUACAGCGGCGGUGGAUCGGUUGUUUCAGCGCCGGCACCACCUCCUGUCGCUUCAAAGCCUGUACUGCCGACCAAGAGCUUCGGAGCGUCAGGAAGCUUCCAAUCACUACCAUCGAGAUCUCGCGCCAACCCGGCAACAUCUGGACCUACAGACGAAGAUGGAUGGGGAAAUGACGCUCCGCCUGUCACACGCUCUCAAUUGGAAAAAGUCGCGCCUGCUUACCAGCCAACAAAGGUCAACAUGGCCCAACUUCAAUCGCAACGGGAACCUUCCAAAUACCAGCCACCAGCACGCCCAGAGACAAGCUCGGCCGACGUCGUAAGCCGUGGUUAUCAGCCCAUUGGCAAGGUCGACAUUGCUGCUAUUCGUCGACAGGCUCAGGGCUCCGGCACCGUGCAAGAUGACCGGCCAACCGUUGUCAAGGGUGCCUACGAGCCAAUUGGCAAGGUCGAUAUUGCGGAAAUCCGUCGCAAAGCACAAGCAGCACCAUCUCCGGCUCAAGCACCUCCACCUCAGCAGCCAUCUGAUGACCAAGAGGACCGACCACGAUCCCUAGCCGACCGGUCUGCCGCCUUCACCCAAGCCGAGCGCAUCACUGAAUUGCCCAAGCCUAAGAUUGCGAACAAAUUCGGUUCCAGCGCUAGUAGCUUCGCUGGAACCAAAGCGCCUACCCCAUUUGGAGCCCAGGCUGGCAGCUCAUCCACCGUACCGCCCGUCGCCACUGCCAGCCGCACGUUUGCUGAUGAAGGUGGAAAGACUCCAGCUCAAGUUUGGGCGGAGAAGAAAGCUCGCGAGCGUGGUCUUAGUGGCGCAGGUGACGCCGCACCAUCAAGCCUCGAAGGUCCGACGCCUGCAAUAAGCACUCAAGCAAGUGGUGGCUGGCAGAGCGGUUACGAGGGGAAGAAAUGGGACGUUGGAAUUCCCUCUCGACCCGGAGGUGGUGGUGUCGCAGAGCAGCGCACUGGAAAACAAGAAGAGGAACCCGUAUCAAGCGACGUCGGCUCUGUUCGAGACCGGUUCAACGAGCCUCCGGCCCUCGACACCGCAAGCAAGCCAGUCGCAAGCGCCCGCGGCGUACCCAUGCCUGGUCUGCCUCAAAGAUCAGCCGUCCCCGAAGUCCCUGCUGUCCAACACCAAGACAUUCCACCACCGCCCGCACGACCAAUCCCUCAGGACGAAGAGGAGGAGGAGGAGGAGGUUGAGGAUCCAUACCCACAGGGUUCACCCACACGCAUCGCCAUGCCAGUGGCACGUAGCGCAGCGCCGCUUGAGCCCGAACCCGCACAGCAUGCACCGUCGAUCCCCACUUCUUUCCACGGCGCCGUCGAUGACCGAGAGGAACUCGAGCCCGAGCCGAAGGUACAAGAACACGACAUCUCACGAGCCGCCGCUCAAACCACCGCGGCAAGCACAUUCGGCGCUGCUGAGGAUGCGCGUGGGGCAGGAGCCGAAGGUGGCCGGACAGCUAUCGCGCAGUACGAUUACACGAAGGACGAAGCCAAUGAGAUUGAUAUGCAGGAGGGCGAGCGCAUCACGGGUAUUGAAAUGGUCGACGACGACUGGUGGAUGGGCGAGAACAGUAAAGGGGAGCGAGGGCUGUUCCCGAGCAAUUAUGUCGAGCUAGUCCCCGGAGAUGACGAGGCAGGCGGUGCGGCAGAGGCUGCUCGUGCUGUCCCUGUACCUCCAGCGCCGCAGGCCGAAGCAGCUCCGCCGGCCGGUCAGCCUCAGCCAUCGGGCGGUGGGUUGCCAACGGCGACAGCCGAAUACGACUACGAGGCUACGGAGGAUAAUGAGAUCAGUUUCCCCGAAGGAGCCAAGAUCACCAAUGUGGAAUUCCCCGACGACGAUUGGUGGUCAGGCUCAUAUGGAGGAAAGAGUGGCCUGUUCCCGGCCAACUAUGUCAAGCUCAACGAAUGA
Messenger RNA from Dissoconium aciculare CBS 342.82, 2397 nucleotides. RefSeq lists its product as uncharacterized. Gene Ontology annotation, molecular function: actin filament binding. The transcript is spliced from 2 exons. Gene Ontology annotation, cellular component: actin filament; site of polarized growth; plasma membrane. Lineage: Eukaryota; Fungi; Ascomycota; Dothideomycetes; Mycosphaerellales; Dissoconiaceae. The coding region runs from base 1 to 2397 and encodes 798 amino acids. The record is from RefSeq and is a predicted model, not a curated record. Gene Ontology annotation, biological process: regulation of actin filament polymerization.